Messenger RNA from Loxodonta africana (African savanna elephant), 6155 nucleotides. RefSeq names its product testis expressed 30 (gene TEX30). The record is from RefSeq and is a predicted model, not a curated record. NCBI's taxonomy places the organism in Eukaryota, Metazoa, Chordata, Mammalia, Proboscidea, Elephantidae. The coding region runs from base 4101 to 4778 and encodes 225 amino acids. The transcript is spliced from 5 exons.
GCGGCGGUGGCGGUUGGGGCAGCUCGGUUGGGGAAUGGCUUCCUGAGGGAGCGGUGGCGCUCCUGCCGGCCCCGCCUUGAGGCGUUUCGGGCUGGCGUUCCUCGCCCCUCAGGGGCUGUUGGUCCGGAUCCCUGAGGCGUUUUGUGUAAGUUUGGUGGCGGUGGUCUUCUUUGCGAAUAAGAGGGCGGAGUGUGGGGAGGAGUCCGGACUCGGAGAGCCGAGCGGGUUCACGGUUCGUCCCAUUAUCCGGUUCCCCGCUGGCUGGAUCGACGCAGCCCCCUGGCUCUGAGGGGGACGAUCUCGGGCGGCCCGGCAUCCACGCACUUGUUUCUAGAAUAGAAGCGUGAAUAAAUAGGAUUCGCAAGUGCCAUUUAAUCACCAACUUCUGCGAGACAAGUUUUUGAAAAUUUACCUUUCACCGUUUGCUGUUUGUGGUUUACCCGACCAGAUUGUAGAUUCCCUGGAAGACACGAACUCGCCUCUUUUAUUUGCCCCGUGACAUCCAGCGGAGUGGGGUGACACGUAGUCGAUGAUACACAAGAAUUUUUCCUUGAAAGUUGAAGUGAAUAUUGGCAGUUUGAUUGUUUAGCAGAAGAUGUCAUCGCCUAUUCUGUUCCGAGCAUUAAAAGUAUAAUAAAAAUUAAAACGUGAACGCUCACAAUGUGUGGACACUGUAGGAAAUACAGCACAUAGAUAAUCAUGUCUUUAUCACAGAGUCUGUGUAAGGUUAGUGUUUUUAUCUCCAUUUGCAGUUCAGGACAUUGAGGCUGAGCCAGGUAUCUCUGAAUGAAAGGUAGAGAUUACAACCUGUGUUUAUAGACCAGGUUGCUUUGGAAUUGUCUGAGGGAACAAUUUCAGUGCUUCUGAAGUAGCCCAGACCGUGUUUACCAGCUUUGAAGAAGCAGCUGGUUAUCGUGAAGUCCAGAGGGGAAUAGUUUUCCUGGAAAAAAAAAAAUCAAAACCCAUGUUGUUGUGUAGUAGAAUAUUGAAGGUCAAAAUAGCGAAUUGAAUACAUGUGUCUAAUUUUUCUCUGUUUUUGAAUUCUCACUAAACUUACAGUAAAGGGUUUUUUUUUUUUUUUAAAGCCUAAACCCACAAAAAACACAAGGGUGUAGAAAAUGGACAGCACUGAAAUAUCAGGCUCCAGAAAGCAAAUGUCUUCGUAAACCUUAGCUUAAUUCUAAAUGAGCAGUGAGGGAUGCUGCGGAACAAUUUUAUAUAAACUACAGAAUCUUCAAAACACCCAGAAACUGACAACACCGGACACCUCUGGGACUAAGAAUGGAAGGUAGUGGUGCUGAGCCCUGGUGGCCCAGUGGUGAAGAGAUUAGCUGCUAACCAAAAGGUUGCCAGUUUGAAUCCACCAACCGCUCCUUGGAAACCUUAUGGGGGCAGUUCUGUUCUGUCCUAUAGGGUCGCAGAGUCAGAGUUGACAGCAGUGGGGUAUGGAUAGGUGAAAACUGUGUUUGAGAAACAAUUAGAUACCUAGAUUCCCUUCCCCAUUUCACACUUUUGGAUGACUGCCUUUCCCCCGUUAGAAGACUGGAUGCUUAUUCUCUUGAGAAAGCAAGAACUGGGGAACUCCAGGCACAAUUAAUUGUGGGGCUGUGCUUAUGAAAACAGAGAUUAUGUUCACUGAAGGCUCAUUUCCUUCAUCUCCCUUCUCCCACUCCCAGAACUUUUGCAGCCAGACUAUUACCCUUUAGUCUCAAAUAAGAGACUUCUACACACACACACACACACACACACACACACACACACACAGAGUAAAUUCUCAUUAAUCUUUGUUGUUAUGUUCUGUAAAAUUGGGAAAACUGAAUUAGCAAUCAUGGAAAUCAUGGAAACUUUGCUCCUAUGGGAAAUCCAGGAUUGGGUUCCUGCAAGCCUUUGGUCACAUUUUCGUCACCUGAUGAUCACAACCUUGUUUUAUGUGUGUUUUUGUUUAAAGACACUUUAUUUAAUAUAUAUUAUUGAUUCGUUAGCAUUGAACUCAAGGCCAACAGCACUAUAACUCAUACCUGACUAUAACUGAUGCCCGAGUGAAGCUUGCCCAGCAUAUUUUCUCUGUAAGAGACGUCACAGGUUUCUUGUGCUUAGGAACGCUACACGGCACUUCACAAUGCUUGGGGGCCAUUUUAAAUAGUAAAAUUACCAUUGAAAAUGUAAAAAGCAUGGCAGUAAGUAUGCAGCAAAAAGAAGCCUUGUUUAUUGUGUGAGAGCUGAAACAAGAAGGCAAAACAUUCAGCCUUAGCUGGGAAUAUGUAUGUAGGGCAACUCCAAUUUUUUGCUGCUCUAUGCAUGUUCUUAAAUUAUCUCAGAAGCACCACAGCUAUUGGUUUGGGGGUUAUAAAUAAAUUUAGAAAGUAACUAAAUUCACAAACAUGGAAUCUGCAAAUAAUAAGGAUCUACUAUAUAUGAAAUAAUACAUAAUAGGCUAGUGCCAAUGGUUGCUUCUGGGGAGGGAGAGGAACUUGGUGGGUAGGGGGAAAGAGUGUAAGGAGCUUUUCCCACUAUUUACACUUUUAGUUCUUUUAAAAUUUUGUACCAUAUACAUAUAUUAGCUAUUCAAAAAUGAAAUGUAUUCCUUAAAAAAUUAAUUGCAAAUGGAUAUACCCUUGAACACAAUUCCUCUUGCAGGGAUUUAUCUUACAGAUACACACGUGUGAAAUAAUGUAAGUACAGUGCCACUUGUUGCAAUAGUAUGAUAGCAAAAUAUUGGAAACAGUCUCAGUGUUCAUUAGGUUGAUGAAAUAAAUUAUGUACAGCCCUUCCGUGGAAUACUCUGCAAUCAUAAAAAGGAAUGAAAGAAGCUCAUUGUAUAAAGAUAGGAGGCAGUCUCCAAGAUAUACAAGUGGGGGAAAGAAGCCUCAGAAAAAUACACCAAUUCGUAAAAAUGAAAAUAUAUAAAUAUAUACUUAUUUACUUAUAUAUAUAAAAAUGUAAAUGGAAAAUACAUAUGUAAGUAAUUGUAUAUGUAUAGAAUGUCUCAGGAAGAAUACACAAGAAGUAGGUGGUUUGAAGAGGGGAUCUGUGUCGCAAAGCGAAGUGGAAUGAGGGGGACUUCACUUUGUAUUAACUUGGUAUUUUUUGAACUAAAUCACUGUUACCUAUCUAAUAAAUAUUAACAGCAGAAGAAAAUGGGUGAGUAUUUGGGAUCAUGAUAUUGAUAAUAUCCUUUACAAUAAGGUUGCUGGCAGUGAGAAGAAAUGUUACUCAGGUUUCUGCCCUAAUGCUGCGUGACAAACCCAAAUUUUCGGUGACUUGCAGCAUUUCAUGCUUGUGAUUCUUCAGGUCAGCUGUGGUUUAACUGAUCUUGACUAGGCUGGACUCUAGGCUUUAGCUUUGGGUUCAGAUCUGCUCCGUGUAUCUCCAUUUCUGGGACCCAGCAUCAAAAAGCAAAGCUACCUGGGGCAUGCUUUUCUCGUGGCACAGAGUGAGUGUUCUAGGGGGUUAGUGGAAAUUUGCCAUCUCAGCAGUGGCACAUAGAAACACCCACCUAUACUCCAUUGGUGAAAGUAAGUCACAUAACAAAGUCCAGCACCUCAAUACCCCACAGAUGUAUAUGUACUUUGCCUACUGGGAGGCACUACAAAGUUGCAUGACAAAAAGUAUGGAGAUUUAUAUUGCAGAGAGGGGCAAAGAGUUUAGAGCAAUAAUGGUGAUGAUAAUGGAUUAAUACAAAGAUACCAUGAAAUUGAGGAUAGUUGAGAAAAUGCUUUAAAAAAUAUUUAUUGCCAAAAUAAUAGCAUUCUACUUUGAUAUAAAUUAUCUUAAGGCUUCCAUGUCAAGGUAUCACAUUUGUUUAUCUUAUGUAUAACAUCUCAUCGUCAUCCUAGACCUAGAACCAAUUCUAGUGCUCAUAGGAACCUUGAAAAUAAUAAUUAAUUAAUUUAUAUGUAAAAAAAAAAAAUGUAAAGGCCCCAGUUUUUAGAGAAAUAGUUUUAAAUGUGUUUAUUUCAGCUGCUGAAAGUGUUCAUUCAUAGUUUUUGUGUCAUAUCCAUAUCUGCCAACCCACCUUUCACCACAGAAUCUUCUUUUCAGGGAGAUGUCCUUUGCUUCUCAGAUGUAAUGCACUUUAAGUUUGUUACUCAACAGUGAAAAUGAGUCAUACAGAGGUUAAAUUAAAAAUACCUUUUGGAAAUAAAUUACUAGAUGCUGUUUGUUUGGUACCUAACAAGAGCUUAACAUAUGGAGUAAUUCUUACCCAUGGAGCAUCAGGAGAUAUGAAUCUUCCUCAUUUGAUGUCACUGGCAUCCCAUCUUGCAUCUCAUGGUUUUUUUUGCCUGAGAUUUACCUGUAAAGGCCUUAAUAUUGUACAUAGAAUUAAGGCAUAUAAAUCAGUUUUGAAUUACCUAAAGACCUCAGGAGAAUACAAACUUGCAGGUGUUUUUCUUGGAGGUCGUUCAAUGGGCUCAAGAGCGGCUGCUUCUGUAAUGUGUCAUAUUGAGCCAGAUGAUGCUGAUGACUUUGUUCGAGGUCUCAUUUGUAUUUCUUAUCCCCUGCACCAUCCAAAGCAGCAGCAUAAACUCAGAGAUGAAGACCUCUUUCGUAUAAAAGAUCCUGUACUGUUUGUGUCAGGCUCAGCAGAUGAAAUGUGUGAAAAGAACUUGUUGGAGAGAGUGGCGCAGAAAAUGCAAGCUCCUAAUAAAAUCCACUGGAUUGAGAAGGCAAAUCAUUCCAUGGCAGUGAAAGGACGGUCAACCAAUGAUGUUUUCAAAGAAAUAAAUACACAGAUUUUGUUUUGGAUCCAAGAAAUCACUGAAGUGGACAAGAAAUAAUUGUCAUUAGUUAAGAGCCAUGUUAUUUUGAAUACAAAUACAGUUAAUUUGAUAAAUAACAGCGUAACUCUCAGCGUUAUGAGAUAUAGUUCAGACUCAAUGUUUUCUAACGUUUCCCUUGUUUUCUAAAUACGUUUCAAUUGUGAAAUUAAUGUCUUUUACACAAUUUCUUUUGAAAGCACUGUUAUAGUUGUAUAAAGAUGAUGUACAAAUACUGAAGGUGGUCUAAAUAUAAUUUAUUUCAUUAGUAUAGUUAAGUUUUGAAAACUAUUAAAGUUUUGGAUUUUGCUAUGGUUGCGUUUUUGUUUUAUUGCAACUCAGAAAGUAUUCUUAUCUGGAACAGUAACUGGAAAAAAGAAAAACAAAACUUACUAUUUUAAAAUUAGUCAAUCAGUUUUAUGGAGUGUAUACAUUUAUUCCCUGGUGGCCUAGUGGUUAAGUGCUAAAGCUGCAAACCAAAGGAUUCGCGGUUCGAAUCCACCGGGCACCCUUUGGAAACUCUGUGGGGCAGUUCUACUCUGCCCUAUAGGGUCGCUAUGAUUCGGAAUCGACUCGAUGGCAGUGGGUAUAUAAUGGGUAUACAUUUAUUUGCCUAAUCUUUUAAUAAAUCACAGUUGAGGAACAGAAAUGGAGAUAUGCAAAUAUGGGGCUCCUAAGUUGUUUUUAGAAAGAAGUAACAACUUUUACUUGAGAAAUGUUUGCUGAAAGCCUGUUACAGACAAGGCCGCAUCGGGUUUGCAAAGACAAACACCUCCUGGAGGCUAUAGUAUACUUAACUGGUGGAGGUAGAUGUGUGGACCACUCUAAGGGAAGAAUGAAAUAAGGACUAAAGAGUAGGAUUCGUACCUGUGCUGUAAGUAGGCAAGAGUUGGGGUACUUAAUUUUUCCUUGGGAAAUUCAGAUACCACCAGAACUGGACCUUGAAUAGUAUUCAGUUAUAUAUAAAAAGUAUAGUUUCUGUAUUUCACAUAAAGUGCACGAAAUACGAGGCUGGUAUUAUAUAGAGGUUUAUAGUGAGGAGUGGCUUUCUGUGGUAAGAAAUUAACUCCUUUUCCUGGCUUCUCUACUGCUCUUACGGUAGGCUUUCUAGACAGCUUCAAUGUGGCCUGGGCAGCUUGCAGAUUUUUGAGGUCCUCAUUUGUCCUGUCCUUGGGGAGUCAAUGGAUUUUCAUUAUUUUUUGUAUAUUUUCCUAAAUAUCAUUACAUAAAGAACUAAAAGCUAGAUAACAAUAUCCAAAUCAUUCAUAUUAUUAUGAUAGGGUGAAGUUGUAUGUAACUGCAAAUUCAAAACUCCUGUACCACUCAAUAUACAAUAAUUUUUGCCUACAUCAUGUCCUGAACAAGACCUAAAUUAAAAAAAAAAAAAAAAAUGUAUAA